AUGUUUUUGAGUAAGAACUGCAGUUCUGAGCUGGCUGGGAAGAUUGGGAAUAUUUUGAGGGGAGUGGUUAUUAAAAGAUCUUCCAGGUACCUUGGGCUCCCCCUGGGUAUUGGUGCUUCUAAAAAGGAUGCUUUUCAAUUUGUAGAGGAUUCUGUGAGAGUAAGAAUUGAGAGUUGGAAGAACAGUUUGCUGUCGACUGCUGGGAAGGAGGUGUUAAUUAAAUUUGUAUUGCAAGCACUCCCAGUGUAUGUCAUGUCAUGCUUUAUGAUCCCUAUUGGUCUGUGUAAGAACAUAUGCAGGUUAAUGGCUAGAUUCUGGUGGAAUAAGAAUAGUUCUAAUGAUCACAGCCUGCACUGGAAAGCAUGGGAGAAGAUGGCUAUUCCUAAAUCUGAUGGUGGGUUGGGCUUUCUGGAUAUCAGAACCAUGAACAAAGCUCUAAUUCUUAAGCAACUCUGGAGGCUUAUUGACCAGCCUGAGCUUCUGGUGUCAAAAGUGUUGAAGGCCAGGUAUUUCCCAAACUCUUCUAUCUUUGACUGGCAGUUUUCACAUGGGAAUUCCUGGUUAUGGAAAUCUUGGUCUUCUGUUAUCCCUGUUCUUAAAGACCAUCUGAAUAUUCUGAUUAGAAAUGGUGCUGAUGUUAAGAUCUCUGAUCACAAAUGGGUCCCUGGAAUUAUAGGAGGCAAACCCUCUCUUAGGGUGCAGAUUGAUGGCCAGAUGUUUCUAGUUCAGGAUUUGAUUUUAGCUGGUGGUUGUGGUUGGGAUGAAAACCUGGUUAAGGCUUUGUUUUUAGAGGAGGAUGCUGAUAGAAUCUUGCAGAUUAAUUCUUUAGAUCCCAGGUUGGCGGACCAGUGGAAUUGUUCUUUUGUGGACAAAGGGAAGUUCUCAGUUAAGAGAACUUAUAAGUUUCUUGCUGCUGGGUUAGUGAGCUCUGCUGAGGGAGCUGAAUGCAGUCUGAUGGCAGGUAACAACAAAAAAGCCAGACUUAGAUGCUGGAACUUGAAGAUCAUGGGAAAGGUGAAACACUUUAUAUGGACUUGUUUCUCUAACAUUCUGCCAGUAAAUGUGAACCUGUCAUCCAGGGGGCUUGAUAUUGAUAUAAUUUGCAAAGUGUGUGGUGAAGCUGAAGAGACCCUUGACCAUGUGUUGUUCCAAUGUGAUAGAGCAGUGAGGGUGUGGCAGAUUGCUCCAGUUCAAUGGAACAGAGUUAGCCAAGAACAACUGAGUUUUAAGCAUUGGUGGUAG
This is a messenger RNA of Striga hermonthica, 1242 nucleotides long. Lineage: Eukaryota; Viridiplantae; Streptophyta; Magnoliopsida; Lamiales; Orobanchaceae. The record is from the annotation of a GenBank genome assembly.